GCCACCAUAUUUUUCCCCGAAUUAAAUCUACCCUACGAAGAAAGAUUACACCAGCUGAAGAAAACAUGGCAACGAUGGAAGAGCGUAGUGUUGAUGAGCAGGAGUCAAACACUGAAGAUGGAGUGACAGGACCACAACUUAUAAGUACUCUUGAGCAAUAUGGGAUAUCCCAUGCAGAUGUAAAGAAACUAGAGGAGGCUGGCUACUACACUGUUGAGUCAGUGGGUUUUGCUCCAAAGAAGGCCAUUCUUGGAAUUAAAGGAUUCAGUGAAGCCAAAGUAGAUAAAAUUAUGGCAGAAGUGGCUAAACUGGUACCUAUAGGCUUUACUUCUGCAACAGAAUUUCAUCAAAAACGAGCAGAUUUAGUACUGCUGACUACAGGCUCAAAAGAGUUGGAUAAAUUGUUAGGAGGUGGGAUAGAGACAGGCUCCAUCACAGAAAUAUUUGGAGAAUUCCGCACUGGCAAGACACAGCUAUGCCACUCAUUGGCUGUUACUUGUCAGCUUCCACUGGAAAUGGGUGGUGGUGAAGGAAAAUGCCUGUACAUUGAUACAGAGGGAUCAUUUAGGCCUGAACGUCUUCUGGCUGUUGCUGACAAAUUUGGACUCUCAGGUGCUGAUGUUCUUGACAAUGUAGCCUUUGCACGAGCUAUUUCUGACCAGCAGACACAACUGUUGGUUCAAGCAGCAGCCAUGAUGACAGAAGCCAGAUAUGCCUUAUGUAUUGUAGACAGUGCUAUGGCAUUGUACCGGACAGAUUAUAGUGGUCGAGGGGAACUAUCUGCCAGACAAAAUCACUUGUCAAGAUUUUCACUUCUUAGAUUGGCCGAUGAGUUUGGUGUUGCUAUAGUUAUCACAAACCAAGUGGUUGCUCAGGUGGAUGGAGCAGCCAUGUUUGGAGCAGACCCCAAAAAACCAGUUGGAGGACACAUAAUGGCUCAUUCUUCUACAACAAGGUUGUAUCUAAGAAAAGGUAGAGGAGAAACAAGAAUCUGUAAAAUAUAUGACUCUCCUUGUCUUCCUGAAGCAGAGACCAUGUUUGGGAUAUAUGCUGAUGGAAUAGGUGAUCUAAAGGACUAAGCAUUGUAUCCUUGGAUCACAUAUGACGUGAUUUCUGUGUGGUAAUUUAUCAAGUUGAGAGCUUCCAGAGUUAUGUACAGUACCGUUCUUUAACCCUUUAUAUGUGCAAAGGUGGGCAGUUCAUAAAAGUUGCAGCGCAACUUGUGCCAUAACUUUUUGGUUGCCGCACAUUUUUCCAGAGAGUUGCGGCACAACUUUUACAAGCAUUUUCAACCACAAGCGCAACGUGCAAAAUUUUUCGGCAAUAAUGGAAAAUUUGAAUACGACCGCAUAAACAAAUAGGCAUCCCUAGAGCCGCGCAUUCCGAAAAUUUCUGUUUCUGACGGAAUGAUUCAGCAUACACAUGAUACAGGUCGGGCAGCAUAUUUCUGAACUGUAAACCAGAUGAGACUCUCCCCCCACCUCCGUCGCUCCCCUUUCCUCGCUGUAGUUGCCAGAUUUCAUCUUUCACAUAAACUAGAGUUAAUGUGAAAGAUGAAAUCU
Homarus americanus (American lobster) is the source of this 1562-nucleotide messenger RNA. RefSeq names its product DNA repair protein RAD51 homolog A-like (gene spn-A). The record is from RefSeq and is a predicted model, not a curated record. Gene Ontology annotation, molecular function: double-stranded DNA binding; ATP hydrolysis activity; DNA strand exchange activity. Lineage: Eukaryota; Metazoa; Arthropoda; Malacostraca; Decapoda; Nephropidae. Gene Ontology annotation, cellular component: condensed nuclear chromosome. Gene Ontology annotation, biological process: double-strand break repair via homologous recombination; mitotic recombination-dependent replication fork processing; mitotic recombination.